AAGAAAUCUAUAUUGGGUUGCAGCAAAACCAAAUAAAGCCCAAUUCUCGUCACCGUCCGAUCUCGCCACCGUCGGCCGCUUCCUGAACCUGAGAUCUCCCUCCGAAUCCGUCCCGCCGUAGCUUCAUUUUGUCACCGGAGAAUCUCAACACCAACCUUCAUUGCAACAGAUAAGAUCGAAGAAGAUGUCCUCAUCUGUCUAUCAAAGGCCACUCUACUCUUCCGCAUCGGAGCCAUCCGAGUUGUCCCCUCGAUCCCGCCAAAAUUACCGAAAACCCACUUCCGCCCUUGGUCGUGGCCCGGCCUUGUUGCUCCUCCUCUUCGCUCUCUUAAUUAUCGCCGGAUUCCUUUUUCCUUCCACGCGGUCCGGCUCUCUUCUUUCGCUCAGUUCCUGGAGCUCCAAAUCCAAGUGGAGUACCUACACGCUUCCCGAUGCGGCAGCUUACGUCGCCAGGAACAGGACGCUGAUAGUGUGCGCGGUCAGUGAGGCGUAUUUGCCCUUUCUGAACAAUUGGCUUAUUAGCGUCGCGCGGCAAAAGCAUCAUGAUAAAGUUUUGGUCAUUGCUGAGGAUUACGCCACACUUGAUAAAGUAAAUGAGCGGUGGCCUGGGCACGCUGUUUUGAUUCCUCCUGCAUUGGAAGCGGCCGCAGCCCAUAAGUUUGGAUCUCAGGGCUUCUUCAAUUUUACAGCCAGAAGGCCACGCCAUCUCCUGCAAAUUUUGGAGCUUGGAUAUAAUGUUAUGUACAAUGAUGUUGAUAUGGUUUGGUUGGCAGAUCCCUUUCCUUAUCUUGUAGGCGAGCAUGAUGUGUACUUCACUGAUGACAUGGCUUAUGUGAAACCCCUUAAUCAUUCUCCUGCUUUGCCGCCUCCAGGGAAAAAGGGCCGUACUUACAUCUGUAGCUGCAUGAUAUAUAUGCGCCCAACACCAGGAUCAAAAUUACUAAUGAAGAAGUGGAUUGAAGAACUACAAUCACAACCUUGGUCUAGAGCCAAAAAAGCCAAUGACCAGCCUGGCUUUAAUUGGGCAUUGAAUAAAACUGCUGGGCAGGUAGACGUGUACCUCCUGCCUCAGAAAGCUUUCCCCACAGGGGGGUUAUACUUCAAGAACAAAACAUGGGCAAAGGAAACCAAAGGAAUGCACGUUAUCAUCCACAAUAACUACAUAAUUGGUUUUGAGAAAAAGAUUAAGCGGUUUCGGGACUAUGGCCUCUGGUUGGUGGAUGAUCAUGCCUCAGAAUCCCCUCUUGGCGCAUUGUGACAAGUUGUCGAAAUACAAAAGAUCUUCCUCCAUAAAACGAUGCCCAGUUUCAGACACUCUUUGGUCUUGACAUGUGCCUAGGCAUCUCUGGAAUUGUUCGGAGGCUGGAAACCAAUACAGGCAACAAUCUAUAAAACGUGUGACUUGGACAAAUGCAGAGGCAAAAUCUCACUGCAUAUCGAAUUUUUGGUAAGCUCCGACCUUCCCCGGAUUCAUGAGUGUAGCUGUAAUCUUGUUAAUUUUAUCAUCAAGAUCUGGUGUUGCACACUCAGUAUGAUUGAUUCCAUCAGUUCCCACUCAAAAUGUAAGAGUUCAUUAAUUCUUCGUUAUUUAUCACUUCAUCCUCAGUUCUUUAAAAAAUGGGAUUUUUUAUUUUGUUUUAUCAUCACAUUUAUUUUCUAGGUUGGUUCUGGACAACCUUUUUUCCUGUGCACCUAUUUAU
Messenger RNA from Andrographis paniculata, 1700 nucleotides. RefSeq names its product UDP-D-xylose:L-fucose alpha-1,3-D-xylosyltransferase MGP4-like. Lineage: Eukaryota; Viridiplantae; Streptophyta; Magnoliopsida; Lamiales; Acanthaceae. The coding region runs from base 185 to 1258 and encodes 357 amino acids. Gene Ontology annotation, molecular function: glycosyltransferase activity. Gene Ontology annotation, cellular component: Golgi apparatus. The transcript has 4 exons. The record is from RefSeq and is a predicted model, not a curated record.